This is a messenger RNA of Anoplophora glabripennis (Asian longhorned beetle), 444 nucleotides long. Its product is annotated as protein still life, isoform SIF type 1-like. Gene Ontology annotation, molecular function: guanyl-nucleotide exchange factor activity. The transcript is spliced from 3 exons. The record is from RefSeq and is a predicted model, not a curated record. Gene Ontology annotation, cellular component: membrane; synapse. Gene Ontology annotation, biological process: small GTPase-mediated signal transduction; positive regulation of axonogenesis; activation of GTPase activity. NCBI's taxonomy places the organism in Eukaryota, Metazoa, Arthropoda, Insecta, Coleoptera, Cerambycidae. Bases 1 to 444 code for a protein of 147 amino acids.
AUGGGCAAUAAGCUGAGUUGCUCGUGUGCUCCGAUCCUCAGGAAAGCGUAUCGAUACGAGGACUCGCCGUGGCAGACGUCCAGGAGACGAGAUGGGCAUCUACUGCGGCUGUGGGCGGAGGUCUUUCAUGUAUCAGCUAGUGGCGCCGGCACAGUAAAAUGGCAGCAGGUGAGCGAGGAUCUUGUACCAGUCAACAUCACCUGCAUCCAGGACUCACCAGAAUGCGUUUUCCACAUAACGGCCUACAACUCCCAGGUCGACAAAAUAUUAGACGUGCGGCUGGUCCAGCCUGGUACAAGAAUAGGACAAGCGUCGGACUGUUUUGUUUAUUGGAAAGAUCCAAUGACGAAUGACACAUGGGGAUUGAACUUCACCUCUCCAAUAGAUGCAAAACAGUUUAGGGAAUGUUGUGUAAGUAUCAAAUUUGGUUACAGUAGAUUUUAG